AGGGAAUACUUGCUCGCCCUUUCCGAUUUCUUACUCAGGCGGAUGUUGCAAGUGCAUAACUUUUUAACAAACUAUCAUACAGUAUAUGCACUUCUUGUUUGAUUUUAGUUUACAACAGAUAGGGACGAACAAGGAUUUAGGAGAACUCGGAGAGGGAAAAAACGCUAGCAUGAAGACACCUGGUUAUUUUCUUUUGGUAUUGUGUGGGGUGUUUUCUGUUGAAUCAGGGGAUACAGAAACCGAUUAUUGCCAAAAACUAAACGGCGAUCAAUGUGCCUUGUCUGGUAAAUGGAAAAAUCAGCUCAAGUCGGAGAUGGAAAUUAUUUGCAAAGACGGAACCAUCUCGGGCAAGUAUACCAGCGCCGUGGGGCAGGCUUCGAAGGAGUAUGACUUGAUGGGGAGGUAUACACAGGUCAAUGACAAGGACUACAUGUUAGGGUGGUCAGUGGCUUGGAAAAACAAGUACCAAGAUGCCAAGUCCGUGACUAGCUGGACGGGCGUAUUUUACGCCGCGGAGGGAGUGAUUAGGACCCAGUGGAUACUCGGUCGCUUCGAAGAUCCGGACGAUUUCUGGGAGACGUUCAUCACAAACCAAGACACUUUUACCAAAAUUAGCCAGUGUUAAAUUUCUAUGCUGUCAGAUUUCAAACAGAUGAAUGAAAGUGUACGUCGUUGACUAUGCCUGAUCACUGUAGCUUAAUAAUGCAUGUACAUGUAUGUGUCCUAUAGCUAGGUAUACAGUUCUUCCUCAGAGUGCUUUCCUAAAUUUAAUUUUAGCCAGGGUUAUCUUAUCCCUUCGAAGAUAAAAAUUAAACUGAAGUAAAUCAGAAAAAUGUUCUUUGAGUUUUAAAUGUACACAUGAUAAACAACAGGAAAAUG
Messenger RNA from Saccostrea cuccullata (small rock oyster), 879 nucleotides. Its product is annotated as streptavidin-V2-like. The record is from RefSeq and is a predicted model, not a curated record. Gene Ontology annotation, molecular function: biotin binding. The transcript has 3 exons. NCBI's taxonomy places the organism in Eukaryota, Metazoa, Mollusca, Bivalvia, Ostreida, Ostreidae. The coding region runs from base 86 to 625 and encodes 179 amino acids.